AUGGGUAGAGAGGAGCGUCAAGCUCUUCUUCAUGAAGGAACAGGACCAGCAACUAUGUCAGCCUAUGUCGAAAUUAUAUUUGAUAAUAGUGACAAUCGAUUUCCAACCGGUAAAGAUGAAGUAGUUCUACGCAGAACAAUUGGUCUGAAAAAAGACGAAUAUUCGUUGGACAAAAAAAGUGCAACAAAAGCCGAUGUAAUGAAUCUAUUAGAGAGCGCAGGAUUUUCUCGAUCAAAUCCUUAUUAUAUUGUUCCACAAGGAAGGAUCACUGCCUUAACAAACGCCAAGGAUCCUGAACGACUUCAAUUACUUAAAGAAGUUGCUGGAACACGCGUGUACGAACAACGAAGACAAGAAAGUAUGAAGAUUAUGGAAGAGACAGAUUCAAAACGAGCUAAAAUUGAGGAGCUUUUAGCUUACAUCGAAGAAAGACUUGAAGAGCUAGAAGAGGAAAAGGAGGAAUUGAAAAAUUUUAAUGAUUUGGAUCGUGAUCGUCGGUGUCUUGAGUACACUAUUUUUCAUCGUGAAGAGACAGAAUAUGCUUCGCAAUUGGAAAAAAUGGAAAAAGAACGUGAGAAAGGUGUCAGUGGGACAAAUGAAGAGAAUAAAGGAUUCGAGGAAGAGCAACGCGCAAUUACAAGAAUCGAAGUUGAAAUCCGACAACUUGAACAAAAUAUUCAACUCCUUACAAUUGAGAAGGAGCAACUCGACGAAGAUAGACAGGAGCAAAUCAAAGCUCUUGCACAAGUUGAGCUAAUUAAGAAAGAUCUUGAAGACUCGGCUAAACAGAAUAGACAACUGAGGGGUCGAAGAAAGAACGAGUUGAAAGCUAUUGAACGGGAUAUAGAGCGAAAAGAAGCUGAAUUAGCACAAGUCAUACCACAAUAUGAGAAUGAGGUUUCUCGUGAACUCCAAUUAAGAGAACGUCUUGAAGAAUCAGAAUUACAGAGACAAGGACUAUAUGCAAAACAAGGACGAAGCAUUCAAUUCAGUAAUCGAUCAGAACGAGAUGCAUGGCUCAAGAAAGAAAUGAAAGAGAUCGAAGUUACAAUUUUUGCUCAGACUAGACAAACGCGAGAUCUUGAAGAUGAGAUUUCGGGGAUAGCACAAUCUAUAGAAAAUGCAGUGACUGAGAUACAGAAUACACGUGAAAAACUUGAGCAAAGAAAAACUAAUUUAGAGGCGAUGACUGUCGAGUAUAAUCAAUUGAAGACGCAGCGAGAUAAAUUAACUGACGAUAGAAAAGAGCGUUGGAGAGAAGAUGCACAAUUAGAAACAAAAAUAAGCAAUACUCGUGAGUUAUAUAGAAAGAAUGAACGAGGCCUUGCCAGCUCAAUGGAUAAAAAUACCAGUUUAGGAUUAGCGAAUGUGAGAAAAAUUGCCCAAAACAGAGGAUACACGGGGGUUUAUGGACCCCUUUUCGAAUUAUUCGAUUGCAUAGACGAAUCAUAUUGGACUGCUGUUGAGGUUACUGCCGGGCAAAGCUUAUUUCAUGUGGUAGUCGAUACAGACGACACUGCUAGCAGAGUAUUAGAAGAACUUAAUCGAGGUAGAAAUGGACGCGUCACUUUUAUGCCGUUGAAUCGAUUACGAUCGAAAACUCUUGAAUAUCCAAGAAGCGAUGAAAUUAAGCCAAUGUUGGAAGUUAUUCAAUUCGAUGGAAUGUUUCAAAAAGCGUUUGAACAGGUUUUUGGACGAACUGUAAUUUGCAAAGAUCUCCAAUCAUCAUCAAUUAUUGCUAGGAGAGAUCGAGUUGACCGCAAAGGUGCCUUAACAGGUGGCUAUCAUGACGUACGUCGUCGACGAUUAGAAUCCGCAUCAAAUCUAAAAAAAUACAAAAAGGAAUGCAAGGAGCUUGAGGAUAAGGCUCUGCUGGUUAAACGAGAAAUAAAUAAUAUCCUUUUGUUUACUAUUGAUGAUGUAUCGGAAAUUACUCGAGUACUAAGUAGGAUGCAAUUGCUUGAGGCCAGGCGACGUCAGGCACAGGAUAGUCGUGAUCCUCUUAUCUUUGAACUCAAUUCCAAGAUAAAAGAAGAAGCAAGUUUAAGAGACUCAAAAUCCAAUAAGGAAAAAUCAUUUCUAAAUUUGCAAAUGAGCAUCAAGAAGCUCACUUCACAAUAUCAAACACAUGAAGCAGAGCUUCAGACAGACUUAAACAAGAACCUCACACCUCAAGAAGAACAGAUGCUUGAACAACUCAACUUUUCCGUUGAACAGUUGAGACAACAGCUAGCCGAUGUUUCUACUACGAGAUCUGAGCUUGAGACAUGUAAGAAUGUAUUAGAAAAUGAAUUGGAUGUAAAUUUGAGGAGACGUCGAGAUGAACUAAAUGAUCAAAUUGAAAGCUUAACGACAAAAGAUGAUGCCGGCGUGGAUAAUGUUAAGACAGAUUUGGAGAGAACCAUUAAUAAUAUGAAUGAGCGCUCGAAAAAGAUUGGUAAUGAACUGAAAAAACAUUCGAAAGAACUGAAUCAGAAAAAUACUGAAAUAGAAAAUCUCAAGAAUGCACAAAGGGAACGCGAGGAAAGAAUGCAACGGCACGAGAAAGAGAUGGAAAAAAAGCUCUCUGAUCGUAGUAUUCUAUUGAGGAAAAAGGAAGAAGCCACUAAAAAGCUCCGUGAGCUUGGCACUUUGCCUGACGAGGCCUUUGCCAAACAUAAAAACACUGCUUCUGAGAAACUCUUGAAACAACUGCACAAAGUGCGUGAAGGCUUGAAACAAUACAGUCACGUGAACAAAAAAGCUUUUGAACAGUAUAAUAAUUUUACAAAACAAAGAGACACUCUGACUAAAAGAAAAGAAGAGUUGGAUCAAUCAAAAAGGGCAAUUAGUGAUUUAAUAAAUGUCCUUGAUCAACGGAAAGAUGAAGCAAUAGAACGUACCUUUAAACAGGUAGCCAAAUACUUUUCGGAGGUGUUUGAGAAACUUGUACCUGCAGGACGAGGGCAACUUAUCAUGCAACGAAGACUUGAUAAGGAUGAUAGCGAUGACGACGACGAGGAAAAUGAACAAAACGAUAGCGGAUCUGUUGACAAUUACACAGGAGUGGCAAUCAAGGUCUCGUUUAACAGUAAAACAGACGAAGGUCUAAGAAUGCAACAAUUAUCUGGUGGACAAAAGUCAUUAGUUGCUCUAACUUUGAUUUUUGCGAUACAACAAUGUGAUCCAGCUCCAUUCUACUUAUUCGAUGAGAUUGAUGCUGCGCUAGAUGCACAAUAUCGAACCGCCGUUGCUUCCAUGAUUCAUGAAUUAUGCGAAAAUGGGCAAUUCAUAACGACGACAUUUCGACCAGAGAUGUUGGCAAAUGCUGAUAAAUUCUAUGGUGUCACGUUUUCGAAUAAAGUCUCUCGCAUCAAUUGUAUUACCAAAGAAGACGCGUUAAAUUUCGUGGAACAGGAACAACCUCAAUAA
This is a messenger RNA of Ambispora gerdemannii, 3411 nucleotides long. Lineage: Eukaryota; Fungi; Glomeromycota; Glomeromycetes; Archaeosporales; Ambisporaceae. The record is from the annotation of a GenBank genome assembly.